AUGGCAGCAUUUGCCCGGGCUUCCCAGGUCCAUUACACUUUGGACUUGACCUGGGUGCCUGGGUCCCCAAACGGUGUGCAACGGGAACUGAUCUUUGUCAAUGACCGGUUUCCAGGGCCACCGCUAUAUGCUGACGAGGGGGAUGAUGUGACUGUUGAAGUGAACAAUCACACACCAUUCAAUACGACCAUUCAUUUUCACGGGAUUGAACAAAGAGGCACCCCAUAUUCUGAUGGGGUGCCGGGUUUGACCCAAUUCCCCAUUCAACCCGAGGGCAAUUACGUCUACAAGUGGCGCGCAAAUGACUAUGGAACAUACUGGUAUCAUUCUCAUGAUACAUCACUACUUAUGGAUGGUCUCUAUGGAGCAAUCCAUAUUAGACCAUCACCAGAUCGGGAAAAUCCAUUCUCAAAAAUAUCCAGCGACCAUAAUGAUCUCGAGGCAAUGAAAGAAGCAGAGAAAAACCCCAUUUCAGUGAUUCUUUCGGACUGGGAUCACCUGACAGGAGUCGACUAUAUGCAAGCAAUGGAAGACACCGGUUACGAUAUCUUCUGCUCGGAUAGCAUUCUUGUUAACGGCAUGGGAUCUGUCUAUUGCAAGGAUCCCGAGGAAUUGACUUCAUACCAACCAGCGCCAGCCCAAAAAGUUAUCAACGCUACUUUGACUGACAAGGGCUGUGUGCCAUUUGUGAAUACGCUACAAGGAGACUGGGAGCACCACCCCGAUAAUCUCCCUCCCGGUCUGAACUCCGGCUGCGAACCGAGCGAAGGCCCUCAUGCCGGGUUCUCAGUAGAUGCAUCGCAAAAAUGGGCAAGCUUUAACUUCAUUAGUGCGGCCGGUAUCAAGGCUCUUGUAGCCUCCAUUGAUGAGCACCCCUUAUACAUCUAUGAAGUGGACGGGCGGUAUAUCGAACCCCAAUUGGCCCACUCCAUUGAGAUAUACAACGGGGAACGCUAUUCGGCCAUGGUCAAGCUUGAUAAAGAGCCUGCUUCAUAUACAAUGCGUGUCGCGAGCACUGGAGCUCAGCAGGUAAUCUCGGGCUAUGGCACAGUUACCUAUCAGGGAGGCGAGAACAAUAAGCGUGAGUCGGAGGCAUACAUCAACUAUGGUGGAGCCCCCGUUUCGGACUCCGUGGAGCCGCUGGAUACCAGCAACUUGCCACCAUUUCCACCUAUUCGUCCAGCACGAAGGGCCGAUGACUUCCAUCUCCUGACGCUGGGCCGAAUUGGCUCCUCGUGGAAAUGGACCUUGGAUGGAUCAGAAUUGUUUCCUGCAGACCUAGAUGCGAUGUACCCGAUUAUUCACAAUCCAGACAGCCCACAACUCGCAGAUGCGCUCAAAAUCACGACAACAAACGGCACUUGGGUUGACCUGGUUUACCAAUUGGAAAUAAGCGAGCCGACAGUCGUGCAGCCUCCGCAUCCGAUGCACAAGCAUUCCAACAAAGCUUUUAUCAUUGGCCGGGGAACAGGAAAGUUCCAGUGGCCGGAUGUCAAUGAAGCAGCCCGGCAACACCCCGAAUUAUUCUCCCUUUACAAUCCACUGUACCGGGACACAUUUGUAACGUCGCCCGCUGGAGAGUCGUGGUUGGCAAUCCGAUACCAAGUGGUCAACCCGGGGCCUUUUUUCCUCCAUUGCCACACAUUGACUCAUCUACACGGCGGCAUGGGAAUGGUAUUGCUAGACGGUAUCGAUGCAUGGCCGGACGUGCCGGAGAGCUAUCUAUAG
Molecule: messenger RNA, 1728 nt
Organism: Aspergillus ruber CBS 135680
Lineage: Eukaryota; Fungi; Ascomycota; Eurotiomycetes; Eurotiales; Aspergillaceae
Gene: abr2
Product: laccase abr2
Exons: 7
Coding region: 1-1728 (575 amino acids)
Molecular function (GO): copper ion binding; oxidoreductase activity
Source: RefSeq, a predicted model, not a curated record